UUGAUUUGGCGCUGUCUCCGAGGCCAUCGGAGCGAGAGCCUCAAUCCAACCAUGGGUUCUGGCACUUAGGCAGCCUGGCGCAGACGGAGAGCGUGAGCGCUGCAGAGCAGAGAUCGAGGCAGACACAGACAGACAGACAGCGAGCUCUGCGGAGCGAGAGAGCCAGUUUGUGAGAGCCAGAGAGAGAAGAAAGAGCGGGAAGGAAGAAGAGAGAAGGGGCUGCCUCGGGGACCUUUCUCCGACCGGCAACAUUCACAGCCAAUGCAGCCUCUGGUGCUAUGGAAACUAAACCCCUGACCAAUGGAAAUAAUGAAGGCUACGACGUGGCAGGUCACGGAGGGGCAUGAAAGCCUUGUCCGAGGCCAGUGCCGUUGCUUGCCGGACCCAGUGCCUGUGACGGGGACAUGGGCUUCUUCUUCAGGGCUUCCAGCACAACCCAGCUCAACACAAGCCAGAGCCUCAGCCACCAGCUGGUCCAGCACCACCCAGACACCCGUGGUGGCAGCAGCACCCGGAGUGACCCUGCCUCAGAGGGCCUCACCCUACUCUUCGGCGCCACCACGCCCCUGCAGGCCCAGCACCCAGCACCGCAACCGGAGACUAGCACCACUAUGAGAGGUCUGGAGACGGAGGAGAGGAACCAUGCCAGUGCCACAUGGAUGCCAGCAGGGGGAGAAGAGCCAAGCCCGACCAAGACAGAUUGCAGGGAGCAGGCAGAGACCCAGCCACAGGCCCGACCUCAGACCCAGUUCCAACCACAGAGAACAGAUGAGAGCUGCUGCCAAGACACAAAGGAAACUCAGCAGCAGACAUCGGAACAGACAGGAAAAAGGCCCAAGUCUAACUCAAAGUUAAAGUUAGUUCGGAGCCUGGCUGUUUGCGAAGAGUCCUCUCCUCCUCCUCCUAUAACCACUGAUCUGCCUCGAGAACAUCAGGAUGAAAUUGAGAUCCAGCUCUCCCAGUCGUUUGAUAAAGAGGAGGAGGCAUCGCCCAUCAAGAAUGAGGAGGACCAAGAUAAAGGAGUGGAGAAGCUGCUGGAGAAGACUGAGAGGAUGCACAGGAAGAUGCUGUCCAGAGAUUCCAGUCAGGAAUACACAGACUCUACCGGGAUCGAUCUCCAUGAGUUCUUAGUAAACACACUGAAAAACAACCCCAGGGACAGAAUGAUGCUGCUGAAGUUGGAACAGGACAUUCUUGACUUUAUCAGUAAUAAUGAAAACCAGAAGAGAAAGUUCCCUCCGAUGACCUCCUACCACAGAAUGCUGCUGCACCGCGUCGCAGCCUACUUCGGCCUCGACCACAACGUCGACCAAACCGGAAAAUCUGUAAUCAUCAACAAAACUAGCAAUACAAGAAUACCUGAUCAGAAGUUUUCAGAACACAUCAAAGAUGACAAAACUGACGACUUCCAAAAGCGGUACAUUCUCAAAAGGGACAACUCUGGCUCAGACAAAGAUGACAGUAUGAUGCGGAUGCGGCUGAAGGAAGACAGAAGGAGUAAGUCUAUAGAGGAACGAGAGGAGGAUUACCAGAGGGCCAGAGACAGGAUAUUCGCUCAAGAUGGUCCAGAUGGCUUUGCUCUUGAAAAAAGGAUACAGGAGGAUGAUGCUUGUAACAGCACACAGCAAAGGCGGCAAAUCUUUAGGUUAAAAGAUGGCCGCUCGGCCAACAGUCGCCAGAGCAGCUCUGAGAACGAGCCCAAGAACUCUGACCCCCGGCCGUGGAGCAGCACCGACUCAGACAGCUCCAACCGUAACCUGAGGCCAGCCAUGACCAAAGCCAGCAGCUUCAGCGGCAUCUCUGUCCUUAUCAGGGGAGACAGCUCAGGCAGCAGCAAGAGCAUGGGUCGCCUCUCUAAGACUGGUUCUGAGUCUUCUGGUAGUGUAGGGUCCUCCACAGGUUCGCUCUCUCGCUCCCUGCCAACCCACCCCAUCCCGGCUCUAACCAAGGCUGGCCACCCCCACAACCACGCCGCGCUUCCCUGCCCAGCGGCCUACCCAGCUGUCUGCGCUAGUAGUACUGUGUUCUAUGAGGUGGGAGGUAGGAGUGCGGCACCGCCUGCGAACACGGCUAACACUAGCUACUAUUUGCUUCCACUGGAAGCCACAGGGAUACCGCCAGGGAGUGUCCUGGUCAACCCACACACAGGACAGCCAUUUGUGAACCCGGAUGGCAGUGCUGUGGUGUACAACCCUAACCACAGCAUGGCUCCUCAGCAUCAACAUCAUCAGCAUAAUAAUCAGCAGGGCAGGACCCAACAACCCAUGCCCCCUCCUCCACAACCGCCUGGCCAGCACCAGCCCACCAAUCACAACCACGUCCUCGCACAGCCGGUCUGGCCCCUCCAGCCCUCUGCUCAGCCUGUCCAGUACUCAUCUGUCUCUUACCCACCUCAGCUCCUCUCCGUCUCCUCUGACCAACUAUACACUGUGCCAGACAACCUGGGAGCUCAGUUCAGCCACAUGAGUCUGGCCCAGCAGGCCUCUGGGGAGGGCCCAGGCCGGGACGCCCACGCUGCCAUGUACCCCUCUUCCGUGGUGCUCCAGGCCCCCCCGCAGCAGCAGGGUUACAUGGUGCCCCCCCCCCAGGCCAGCCUGUCCCUGCCUCCCAGGCCUACAACACCCCCCCCUCCACCUGUCAACCAGCCGCUCAUGCAGCAACAAGGUUACAUGCAGCAGAUGCCAUCGUGUUACUGUGCGCCAGGCCAGUACGCCCUGUCCAACCAGCAGUACAGGCCUGUGGGUACAGUGCAGUACAGCGCCCAGCAGAGCCAGCCAAUGCCCCCGCCCACACAACAGACAGGUUACCAAACUGUGAUGCCCAAUCAUCCACAGAGCUAUCAGAGUAUGAUAGUAGUGCAACAGCCACAGAGGCAGAACAUGGUCAGUGGCCAGCAGAACAUGGUCAGUGGCCAGCAGAACAUGGUCAGUGGCCAGCAGAACUUGGUCAGUGGCCAGCAGAACAUGGUCAGUGGCCAGCAGAACAUGGUCAGUGGCCAGCAGAACAUGGUCAGUGGCCAGCAUAGCAAUAUGGGACAUCAGAUGCAAGGCAUGAUGGUCCAGUAUCCCUCCAUGCCAUCUUAUCAGGUAUCCAUGCAGCCCCAAGGCUCCCAGGGUGUGCCACAGCAGACAUAUCAACAGCCUAUCAUCAUCCCCAACCAGUCCAACCAGGGGCCCAUGCCUGGCUCUGGUGUCCAGGUCUACUACAGUGUUAUCACACCCAAUCAACAGAGCUCCUCUGUAGGGUUCCUGCCUCCUCCCGGAUCAGAGCAGAUGCAGUUCCCUCGGCCGUCCUCCCCCUGCAACUCCCAGCAACCCCUCCAUCAGACACAUCAGUGCUCAGGCGUUCCCCAUCCCACAGGUGGUGGGAUGGUGAUGAUGCAGCUGAUGUUGCAGCCGCGGCCUCACUCGCCCCCGCAGUGGAAACACAGCAAGUUCUACAGUCUGGAUCACACCAGAGGACCCAAGUCCACAGAGCUCUCCGCCAUAGACACCUCACAGAGCAGUCCCCAGCUGGGCAGUCCUUCCACCUCCCCCGCCCAGUCGCCAACCCCCUCCCUACCACACCACCUGACCAAUGUGAAGAGCAUCCGUCCAGGCAUCGCCCCCGUACCCAUGAUGCCGCAGUUCUCCAGACCCUUCGUGCCGGGGCAAGGAGAUGCUCGGUACCCAUUGCUAGGGCAACCCCUCCAGUACAACCCCCAGAUCCGUCCUCCUCUCCUCCACGUUCCCCCCAUGGCCCUCAACCAUCAGGUACAUAUGGGGAUGCGUCACAGCGGUGGAGGCGGCAGAGGGAGGAAGCAGCCGAGGAAGGCUCCGUCUACAGAUCUCCGUGUAGGUGAACCAGUGAGUGGGCGGGUCCUGGAGGUGACUGAGCUGCCGGAGGGGAUCAGCCGGACCGAGGCGGACUCUCUGCUGGGUGAGCUCUCCAGAGCCGGGGCCAUGGGCUGAUGUCUCCCAGAGCACCACUGCCACCGGGACUGGCAGGGCUAAUGGUGACCACCACCAUGCAAAACCCCCCACCCACACCCACAGUCAAGCCCCUGCCAACACAGCCUCCACCUAAACCAUCCUGGCCACGUUCCCCUCCAGAUAUGCUGUGCAGGGCACCCUCCUCCGCCACAACGGCCCCCCGAGGCUCCAUCAGACGUGCCACGGGCAGGUGCUACGGCCGAGGUGACGGCCACAGACAUCCCCUGAGAGGGCCAGCUCCCAGUAGAGGGCGCUGUGGACCCCUGGCUUGACCUUUCACCCCUGACCCCUCACCAGCACCGCCAGUCACUUCCUGUUGCCAUCACUCCCCCCAGCCCCUCCUUCCCCCCUCCCUCCUCACUCACUAAGUUGUCUUGAUGUAAAGGGUUGUUUUCCACUUGAUUUGUAGAGACUUGGUUGGGGGGAAUGUGUUGUACUUUGUAAUGUUCUUACUAGUGGUUUGACGAAAAAUAACAAAACGUAACACUGAACUGACGUGAACGAAUAUCCAAAAACCACGAUUAUUGAAGUUCCAAAUAUUAAUAACCUGUCUGCUCUCUGUUUUGAGAACAUGCCGGAACAUAUCAAAAGCCUGUAUUUUUGUUUUGUUUUAUUUGUUCAUUUGUUUUAUAGUUGAAAUCUGGAGUCAGACCCAAAGCUCAGCUCUCUCAUUAUUACUCCCCCAGCCCAGUUGCAGUGUCUGGCCUGGUUCAGUUUAACUUUUAAAAAAAGCCUCCCCACAUCCCCAGGGUAGCUGACUAUCGGCCAGCCUGCCACCAACCACUUGCCCCAUAUUGUGGCCAGUACAUGAUGAAGUUGCCCUCGGAUACAACAAUGGGUCUCUAGUUGUGCCUUUCUCUCACGUCUACCACUUUAUUCACCAAGAAACACAAAAUAAAGACCCCAGUCAGAUUCUGUUGUUAAAUGAAAAGACCUGCACCUUGUAAAUAAUUUAUAUAGUAGCUAAAUAAUUCAAUCAGUUCUCUAUUCACAGUGAACGUUCUGUAUGUGUGUUGGUCACAGGCAGGCACAGAUGAGAGCAGCGACGAAAGGCUUUUGUUUGACACCCCUGGUUUUUAACUUCAUUUAAAAAGAUUAAAAUGACACCGGCAUAUUUUAGCAAUCAUCUGCUUGGAUGGCCUCAUCUCUCUCUCCACCACACUGUCCUUCCUCUCCUCCUUCUACAAGGCCUACAGUGUCAAAUCUUUCAUUAGGUCUUUUUUAAAUUAUAUACUUCCUGGGUCACUGGAAGAAAAAACACAGUUUGCACAUUUAUACAACUGAAUAUAUAUAUAUAUCAUUUUUUUUUUUUCUUUGAGAGAAAUUAAAGAUAAGCAAACGUGUGGAUUCUGAAAGGCUGUUCAAUGCUGGUGCAAGUCAUUUUUAUUUCAUUUUGAAACCAAUAAAUGUUUACACCAAAAUAUGUGCUUUUUCAGAUCACAGGAAGUUCUUUGACAUGGAUGAGUACUCUGGGUUUCUUUCUAUCUCUGUCCAUCACCAAACAGCUUUGGAUGUCCUCUCAUGAUGUUUAAACUGACGAUUAACAUGUAUUUUUUUAUCAACACUAAGUAUAGUCCUACCUCAGAUGUCAGUGAAAGCAUAGAGAGUGGUUUGUUUUGCAAUGGGCGGAAGGUGGGGAUGUGGGUUUUAUAGUUGGUCUUAUCUAAUUUGUUUUUUGGUUGGUGCUAUUCAUCUCAAUCCAGGUUUUAUAGGGUAAUUUGUCUGCUACAUUAACCUCCCCACCAACCUCAUCUCUUCCAAUGCCUCACAUCUCUUCCACUGUCAUAUUUGACUUUCUUUCUAAUAACAUCAAAGCAAUUUACUGCAAGAAAAAUCGAACCUGCCCCACAUCUCAUCUAGCCUGGGGGAGUUAGUGUUGCCAGAAACAGUUUAAAAUGGACGGCUUCUGCCGCGUUCAAGACAACUGGGAACUAGGAAAAAUUCUGAUAGAACUUUUUGAACCGGUCAUCCAACUCGGAAAUUCAGGAACUCGGGACUCUUUCCAGAGCUCCAACUUUCUGACCUGAAGAUCACUGACGUCAGGAUUUGACCUCGUAUUUUUUCGAGUUCCCAGUUGUCUUGAACACACCAUUCAUCACUGUCUUAUCCGUCAAGUGAAGAAGUCAGUUUGGUGUCCACGGUCGCGUCAUUAAGGAUCUCCAUUCUGAUUUUGAGAUUAUUAACUGAUAAUUAAACUAACAUAUAGAGUACCUAGCUCUGUGUUGCAGUCAAGGUUGAUGAAAUGUCGCUUAAGUAAUUGAGGAAAUUCUCUCUCAGCAAUAAAUUACCCUUGGGUUGUUUUGUUAUGAUUA
This is a messenger RNA of Coregonus clupeaformis (lake whitefish), 6283 nucleotides long. Its product is annotated as R3H domain-containing protein 1-like. Gene Ontology annotation, molecular function: nucleic acid binding. Lineage: Eukaryota; Metazoa; Chordata; Actinopteri; Salmoniformes; Salmonidae. The record is from RefSeq and is a predicted model, not a curated record.